AUCCCUUGCCCUUAUCCUCAUCCUUCACUGCUGCUCAUCAGAGCCAAAUGGCCUCAACUUUUAGCUAUUUCUUCUGAUAUUUAUCUCUGAACUUCUACAUGAUAUGCUGUUACUCUUUAUUAAUUUUAGCUAUUCUUUAUUGACUUUCUGUUAUGGUAAAUGCAAAUUUAGCUUUUUUUAAACAUCACUUUCCUCCCUAUUUUCCUUAUCCUCAUAGUUUGAAUAUAAUUUUAUCAUAUUUCUGGUUAAAUUUUAUAUAGUUAAGUAUGUGACUAUUAUUAACUAUUUAAUCAAGUAUUUUUCUUUUAUAGUAACUUUUUUUGGUUUUCUUGGAGUUAAUUAUUGCCUUGCUUUUUGCUUGCAAAGGUUUUUGUUUACCUUAACUUUUUCUUGGUUGUUCUCUCAGCUCUGUCACUACCAGUAGUGUUCUGUAAAUAAUUAAAUAGAUUAUAGACUUAUCUGUCUAUUUCAAUCUCCUCCCUCCUGUCCCUGGAGAUCUCCCUCUCACAGCUUUCUCCUCCAGUUUCUGUGUUAGGCUGAUUGUUCUCUGGUUCUGCUACUCAGUUAUUUUUUGAGGAUUUCCCUAUACCUCUUUCCUGUGAUCUGAAAUCCUGUUUCCUGGAGCAUGUGGUUUCUUGGUUUUCUCCCUUAUUUUGACAGAACUCAUUCUUACUAGCUAAGUCUUUGCAUUUUUUUUUUCUUGAGAUGGAGUCUUGCUCUGUCGCCAGGCUGGAGUACAGUGACGCAAUCUUGGCUCAUCACAACCUCUGCCUCCCGGGUUCAAGCGAUUCUCCUGUCUCAGGCUCCCUAGUAGCUGGGACUACAGGCACAUGCCACCAGGCCCAGCUAAUUUUUUGUAUUUUCAGUAGAGAUGGGGUUUCACUGUAUUAGCUAGGAUGGUCUCAAUCUCCCGAUCUUGUGAUUCACCUGCCUUGGCUUCCCAAAGACAGGUGUGAGCCACCAUACCCGGCCUGUCUUUGCAUGUUUGAAAAGGUCUCUGUUGGCUGGGCAUUUUGGCUCAUGCCUGUAAUCCCAGCACUUUGGAAGGCUGAGGUGGGUGGAUCACCUGAGGUUAGGAGUUGGAGACCAGCCUGACAAACAUGGUAAAACCCCAUCUCUACUAAAAAUACAAAAAUUAGCUGGGCUUGGUGGUAUAUACCUCUAAUCCCAGCUACUCAGGAGGCUGGGGCAGGAGGAUCUCUUGAACCUGGGAGGCAGAUGUUGCAGUGAGCCAAAUUGCAGUGACAGAGCAAGACUCCAUCUCAAAAAGAAAAAAAAAAAGUCUGUUCUUAUAAUAGAUUGGCUGAGUAUGGACUUCUAGGGUUGAAAAUAAUUUUCUUUCAGGAUUUUAAAGACAUUACUUCACUUUCUUGUAUCCAUUAAGAACCUUGAUGACAUUUUGAUUCUUAUUCCUUUGUGUGUGAGCCAUUUUUGUCCCUAUUCUAUGGAAGGUUUUAGACUCCUUAUUUAGAAGAUAAGUACAUAAAUGUUUAUUUUAUUUGGACUCUUUAUCUUUUAUUGCGGGUGUUCUAAAACUUCACAAAGAUGGACAUAUGAGUAGAUCUAUUCAGUUAUUAUGCAGGGUACUUAGUACAAGUCAUGAUGUAGGAGAGAGAUUGGAGAAUUGCUGAAAUGAUGGCAAUAAGGUUGAGAGAGGAUUGAGUUUGGGGCAUAAGUGGGAGAACUGGCUUCAAAUAGUAGCAUGACUUAAGUUUGUUUUGUUAAGUUAAAAGUUUGUUUUCUUAGGCCAGGUGUGGUCUAAGAGACCAGCCUGGCCAACAUGGCAAACUCUGUCUCUACAUCAAAAUACCCCUUAACUUAGAGCAAAAAGACAAGCCACCAUCUGGGCAAUAUAUUUGCACCAUAGAUAACCACAAGGUUUUAUUGUUAAGAAAUAGAAUUUGUAGGCAGCGGGUGGUGAUGCACACCUAUAAUCCCAGCACUUUGGGAGGCUGAGGUGGGUGGAUCAUCUGAGGUCAGGAGUUCAAGACCAGCCUGGGCAACAUGGUGAAACCCCGUCUCUAGUAAAUACAAAAGUUAGCUGGACAUGGUGGCACAUGCCUGUAAUCCCAGCUACUUGGGAGGAUGAGGCAAGAGAAUUGCUUCAACCUUGGGGGCAGAGGAUGAAGUGAGCCAAGAUUGUAUCAUUGCACUCCAGUCUUGGCAACAAGAGAUAACUGUCUCAAGAAGAGCAAAGCUGGAGUUAUCACGCUACCUGACUUCAAACUAUACUACAAGUCUACAAUAACCAAAACAGCAUGUUAGUAGUACCAAAACAUAUACAGACCAAUGGAACAGAAUAGAGUCCUCAGAAAUAAUAGGACACAUCUACAACCAUCUAAUCUUCGACAAACAUAACAAAAACAAACAAUGGGAAAGCAUUCCCUAUUUAAUAAAUGGUGCUGGGAAAACUGGCUAGCCAUAAACAGAAAACAGAAACUGGACCUCUGCCUUACACCUUAUACAAAAAUUAACUAAAGAUGGAUUAAAGACUUAAAUGUAAAACCUAAAACCAUAAAAACCCUAAAGAAUACCUAGGCAGGCCGGGCGCGGUGGCUCAAGCCUGUAAUCCCAGCACUUUGGGAGGCCGAGGUGGGUGGAUCACGAGGUCAAGAGAUUGAGACCGGGGUUCUGACAAGAUGGCCGGGCUGCCCCGCAGGAUCAUCAAGGAAACCCAGCGUUUGCUGGCAGAACCAGUUCCUGGCAUCAAAGCAGAACCAGAUGAGAGCAAUGCCCGUUAUUUUCAUGUGGUCAUUGCUGGCCCUCAGGAUUCCCCCUUUGAGGGAGGGACUUUUAAACUUGAACUAUUCCUUCCAGAAGAGUACCCAAUGGCAGCCCCUAAAGUGUGUUUUAUGACCAAAAUUUAUCAACCUAAUGUAGACAAGUUGGGAAGAAUAUGUUUAGAUAUUUUGAAAGAUAAGUGGUCCCCAGCACUGCAGAUCCGCACAGUUCUGCUAUCGAUCCAGGCCUUGUUAAGUGCUCCUAAUCCAGAUGAUCCAUUAGCAAAUGAUGUAGUGGAGCAGUGGAAGACCAACGAAGCCCAAGCCAUAGAAACAGCUAGAGCAUGGACUAGGCUAUAUGCCAUGAAUAAUAUUUAAACUGAUCAGAUCAUCAAGUGUGCAUCACUUCUGUUCUACUAAGACGUCUUCCUUUUUGUUUGCAUUUAAUGGACACAGUCUUAGAAACAUUACAGAAUAAAAAAGCCCAGACAUCUUCAGUCCUUUGGUGAUUAAAUGCACAUUAGCAAAUCUAUGUCUUGUCCUGAUUCACUGUCGUAAAGCAUGAGCAGAGGCUAGAAGUAUCAUCUGGAUUGUUGUGAAAGGUUUAAAAGCAGCGGCCCCUUCCUGCUUUUACUCAUUUCCCCCAUCCUGGUUUAAGUAUAAAGCACUGUGAAUGAAGGUAAUUGUCAGGUUAGCUGCAGGGGUGUGGGUGUUUUUCUUUAUUUUUUUGAGGGGGGAGAUAAUUUUAUUUUAAUUUUAUGGGCUCCUUUUAUGGUGAUCUAAUUGCAUUGGUUAAAAGCAGCUAACCAGUUAUUUAGAAUAUGCUCUCUAGCCAAGUCUAACUUUAUUUAGACGCUGUAGAUCGACAAGCUUGAUUGUUUGAACCAAAAUGGGAACAUUAAACAAACAUCACAGCCCUCACUAAUAACAUUGUGACUUUGCUGUCAAGUAUAGAUUCCCCCUUUCAAAAAAAGCUUGUGACCAUUUUGUAUGGCUUGUCUGGAAACUUCUAUAAAUCUUAUGUUUUAGUAAAAUAUUUUUUGUUAUUCUACUUUGCCUUUGUACAGUUUAUUUUACUGUGUUUAUUUCAUUUUCCCAAUGUGACAAUCGUAUUUUAAAAUUAAAACUGAUGGA
This is a messenger RNA of Callithrix jacchus (white-tufted-ear marmoset), 3854 nucleotides long. Lineage: Eukaryota; Metazoa; Chordata; Mammalia; Primates; Cebidae. The record is from RefSeq and is a predicted model, not a curated record.